Messenger RNA from Rhagoletis zephyria (snowberry fruit fly), 2853 nucleotides. Lineage: Eukaryota; Metazoa; Arthropoda; Insecta; Diptera; Tephritidae. The record is from RefSeq and is a predicted model, not a curated record.
AUGAUCAAGAAGAUAGCGCUUCCGGCGUUGCGUCCAGGCAGCAAGGAGACCAACAAAGUGGUGAAGUACUCCUCAUGCAGCAACCGAAUUGUCGAUGAUGAUGACGGCCUCGAUGAGGUGGCUGUGAUCAGCAAUGCUGACCCGGAAAGUGUUCGCUAUGGCAGUGGCAGUCACCACUCCACCGCCAAUGGACCUCGAGUCGUUCCAGGCAUUAUCACCGCCGGAAUGGACCGCAGCAAGGUGCUCACCUCAUCACUGGCCAGCAGCAGUUUAACUCAAAAAAGGCCUUCAACCGUGAUAUCCUCUAGUCUUAUAUCUCCUGGUCAAAGUAACGAUAAUCAAAAUAUAAAAAACCGGUGCUCUUCUAGGCAGUCUCUAAUUGGCAGCGGUGAAAUCAACAAAGUGAACAUUGGUGCUAAUGCUAAUCCAAACGCUUAUCUCGGCAAUGGCAAAGACACUGACCCUAAGAAAAAUGCGCCUCCUCAAGUUACAGGGUUCGUUAACAGAGCGCACAUAACCAGCGAGCUGGAAAUACCAAAGAAAACGCGUGAGCAAAGACGGAAAGAGAUUAAGAAGGAGUUUGAGAAAUGGGAAACAACAAACGCCAUUCACCACAAAUCUGGCUGUAACUGGUCCUUUGUUUUUGACCCCUCUGGUCGGUUGUGCUACUACUGGUCAAUGAUCGUCAGCAUUGCCUUCCUCUACAACUUCUGGACCAUCAUCUACCGAUGCGCUUUUCAGGAGAUCAACGAGAGCACUGUAGCGACCUGGUUCGCCCUGGACUACUUCUCUGACUUUAUUUACAUACUAGACAUUGCAGUCAACUUUCGCACCGGUUACCUCGAGGAAGGCGUCCUCCAGACGGACAGUAUGAAGCUGCGGCAGCACUACAUGAACUGCACCAUGUUCUACAUUGACUGUCUCUGCCUGCUACCGCUCGAUAUCCUCUACCUUUCAAUUGGCUUCAAAUCAGUUCUCCGGUGUUUUCGUUUGGUGAAGAUAUACCGGUUCUGGGCGUUCCUGGACCGAACUGAGCGCCACACCAACUAUCCCAAUGUGUUUCGAACUCUUAGUCUGAUGCACUACAUUCUGGUCAUUUUCCACUGGAACGCCUGUCUCAGUCACAUCAUUCACAUGAAGGAUGGCUUUGGCUCACGCGAUUGGUUCACUCGCUCGAAGAAUAAAAGCGAUUGUGAGGGCGUUACUUGCGACUACCUCCACGCUAUGUACUGGUCUGUACUGGCUCUAACUACAAUUGGUGAUCUCCCGAUGCCGCGAACCAAGAGUGAAUAUGGAUUUCUUAUAAUGCAACUCGUUUUCGGUCUUUUUCUUUUUGCAACCGUUUUGGGCCAUGUGGCUAAUAUUGUCACUAAUGUAAGCGCCGCGAGAAAAGAGUUUCAAGCAAAACUGGAUGCUGUUAAGACAUACAUGAGAAUGCGUCGAGUGCCUGAUCAUAUCCAAACCAAAGUGAUUCGCUGGUUUGAUUACCUGUGGAUGACUCAAAAAUCAUCAGACGAGGAAAGAUCUGUUGGUUGCCUUCCAGAUAAACUCAAAGCGGAAAUUGCUAUCCACGUUCACCUGGACACGCUCAAAAGAGUGGAAAUAUUUCAGAAUACUGAAGCAGGCUUCCUUUGCGAGCUAGUGCUUCGGUUGCGCCCAGUUCUAUUCAGUCCAGGCGACUACAUUUGCAGAAAGGGCGAAGUUGGCAAAGAGAUGUACAUUGUUAACCGUGGAAGAUUACAGGUUGUCACUGAUAAUGGAAAGACGGUACUGGCUACACUUCGAGCUGGAAGCUACUUUGGUGAAAUUAGCAUCCUCAACAUGGGCACUGCAGGCAACCGGCGAACAGCAUCAGUUCGUUCGGUUGGCUACUCUGAUCUGUUCUGCCUCAACAAACAAGACAUGUGGGAUGUACUCAAAGACUACCCUGCAGCUCGAGUGAGAUUAGAAGCAAUUGCCGUGAAGCGUCUGGAGAAAUACCGCAAGGAGCCUUUAAAGAAAAUUGCAAUGGGUCGAAGCCGGAGCACACCUGGUUUGGUGGAAUCAAAGGGAAAGCUGCCCAUGAAUGAGCUGGACAGGCACAGGAAGGAGAUCACUUCUGCCUCAACGGCGACCUUGCUUCCUGAUGAAGAGUGCGACAAGGCUCUGCUCGCCGAAAGGAAUGCCCUGGCGGGUGAAGUAGAGACGGCCAGUAUGGCCAGCGAGGAAACGACCACUCUGAAGGCGGGCAAACAAGGUCAGAACAUAGCUCUCCAGUCAGCCAGUCCGCAACCAUUCGCACAAGUACUGAGCAGUGGUCAGUCGCCGGCACUGCUGUACUCUGGUCCUGGGGCGCACCUGUUGGCGCCCAAUGUGACCCUGAUGAACUUUGACAACCGCGCACAAGGGGGAUACCAGAUACCAUUCUACCACGGACAGUACACGCCUUACUGUGGUCUCAGUCCGGCAGCAUCCACUAACCACCUUUCAAUUCCCUCGGCCUGCAUUGGAACACCGUCGCCAAACAACUUUCUCUCCGAAGAGAACUCUGUCACCGGAGCACCAGUCAGUGGUACUGGAGGUGGUGGUGUUGGUGGUGGCAGCCAGUCAGAGUUGCAGUCUCAAGAUGCUUUGCUCUCAGAAAUAAAGCGUCUUCGGGAACGACUGCUGACGCUAGAGACGGAGAAUGCCUCCAUGUCAAUGAAGCUGAACCAGCAGCAGUGGCAGGUGGAAAACAGACUGGCUGAGAUUGAACUGCAAAUAUGCUCAGCAACAAGUGGAAACUCCUGUUCGGCUCAACUAGCCUCAGUCAGCUCGAACAGCUCCAACGUAAGUGCCGAAGAGAAUGAACGCAACAAAGAGUCCAUCAUCUGA